Cotesia congregata is the source of this 891-nucleotide messenger RNA. The record is from the annotation of a GenBank genome assembly. NCBI's taxonomy places the organism in Eukaryota, Metazoa, Arthropoda, Insecta, Hymenoptera, Braconidae.
AUGUCUUACCUGUCAGUACACUGCAGAAGAGCUCCAAAAAAAUCCCAAGUAAUUUCUAUUGAAGUAAAUAAUAAAUUAUACAAAAUGUAUUCUGUGAAGAAAAGUUGGCUUGAAGCUGUCCUAGAUUGCGAGGAUAGAAAUUCUCAAAUAGCCGACGUUAAUUCUAUUGAAGCUAAAUUUCUAGCUCGAGCGAUGCUCAAGCACCGACCUACCAUUGAGAGUGUCUGGAUCGGUGGCUAUGAAGAAUUAUCUACAGAAGAAGUAAAUAAAGUCGAAGACUGUCAUCUUGAUAAAGUCGCUGUUUUGAAAUCUUCUUGCGGCAAACGCCGCCAUGUUGUUUGUCAAUAUAAAAAUAGCUUUAAUUCUUCGGAAAUAUCUUCUACGACAAUUAUAAUUAAUAUUUCUUCAAUUUAUCCGUUUAAAAAAAACAAAACAAGUAAUUUUAUCGAUAAUUUUAGUGGUAAUAAUAAGAGUUACCAAAUUUUGACAUCUUCAGUACCUAGUACGCCAUUUUCUUCAACAACAGUACCCGCCAUUUUGUUUACAACUAAAGUAACUGCUUUAGACUCAACAGAACCGAGAAUUAAAUCUAUUACAGAGUCUUUAGUGAGAAAAAAUGAAUUACAAAGAAGUAAUGUUAGAAAUUAUUCAACAGAACCGAGAAUUAAAUCUAUUACAGAGUCUUUAGUAAGAAAAAAUGAAUUACAGAGGAGAAAUUUUGAAAAUAAUUCAAAAGUUAAACAAAUUAAAUAUUCUAAUGUACCGAAAUUGUACUAUGCAUUUGAAGGUCCCUUAGUAGGAAAAUUAGAAGAUAAUAAUAAUAGUCAGUUAGUUGAUAAAAAAAAAUUAACUCAUAAAUAUCAAAAAUAUAUUUCAAGUCAGAGUUUAAAA